AGAUGUAUUGGAGUUCCUUUACCAGGUGUACAAGUAAGGUUAAUGUCAGAAGAUGAUAAAGAUAUUACUAUGUUAGUUGAACAACCAGGGGAAUUACAUGUAAAAGGGCCAAAUGUAUUUAAAGAGUUUAAAACAGGAGACAUAGCAAUGAUAACGGCCAAAGAAGAAGUUUUCAAAAUUUUUGGUAGACAAAGUGUCGAUAUUAUUAAAAGCGGAUCAUAUAAAAUUUCAGCUUUAGAUGAGAAAGAAUUAUUAUCAUAUCCUGAUAUACAAGAAGUUUCUAUUGUAGGUGUUGAAGAUGCAGAAUGGGGUCAAAAA
Messenger RNA from Racocetra persica, 318 nucleotides. NCBI's taxonomy places the organism in Eukaryota, Fungi, Glomeromycota, Glomeromycetes, Diversisporales, Gigasporaceae. The record is from the annotation of a GenBank genome assembly.